Molecule: messenger RNA, 2147 nt
Organism: Macrobrachium nipponense
Lineage: Eukaryota; Metazoa; Arthropoda; Malacostraca; Decapoda; Palaemonidae
Product: AF4/FMR2 family member lilli-like
Exons: 6
Coding region: 265-1830 (521 amino acids)
Source: RefSeq, a predicted model, not a curated record
GGUGCCAGGCUUCAGUGAGGCUUCAGCUGUCGCUGAGAAGUAGUGGUGGUGUUGUGUGUGUGUGUCUGUCAGUCUGUCUGUCUGUUUGUAUCACUGAGACGGUGAAUGGCCCUGCCGUCUUGAGACUUCACUGGCCCUGGAGAACUCCCUCGCUCCCGUUUUCUGUUCGGACGGAUUCCAGCCAAGAGAAUCCAAAAGCGAGUUGUACUGCCUACAGAAACCAACAAUACCAACUAUAGGUUUCAGAGACCAGAGACCGCCAUCAUGGGGAGAGCUAUCUUGUGCUCCAUUAUUUUGACAGCUUUCUUUUCAAAAGCUCAUGGUCAGGAGCAGCGCUGGGUGUGGGGUAGCAGCAGCAUCAGCAGCAGCAGCAGCAGCAGCAGCCGACGCUCCGAACGGCAGCUGGAACUAGAACUGGAACUUCAUCGACCCUCUCUCCUGCUGCGCCCAGCAGCAGCAGCGGCCCUUCUUCCCCUUGCUCCUGCUGCUGCUGCUGCUCCUGCUGCUGGUUCCAUUUCUCCCCCAGCAGCACCCUUCGGUCUCGUCCCUUCCGAAGCAUCCUCCCUGGACCCCCACGACGGGAGCAGCAGAAGUCGCCCUCCUGGAACUACUGCUGCUGCUGCUGGGGAUUCUUCCUCCUCCUCCUCCAGUCUGCAUGGAACCGAGACUCAAGUCAGUGCCGCGGCGGCGGCCUCCUCCUCCUCCUCCUCCUUCCAGCUGCGUCCGAGCCCGCUGGAACCUCUGGUCUUCCGGCCGCUCUCCAUCGACAUCUCCAAGCUGCCCCUGCAGUCGUCUUCGGAGGUCGACGCCUUCGAGGAGGCCUUCGCCUCCUCCGCCUUCCACCACCCUCCGCUCUCGUCGUCGUCGUCGUCGGCCCCGUCGGCUUCGUUGUCCAGGGAGGCCGUUCACCAGGACCUCACCAGGGGCCUGCCUCUCGGAAGGCCGGGGCAUCCGGAUCCGAUCCCUGGAAUCGUCUCGUCCAACGUGUUCCCGAGGGAUGUUUCCGGCCUUCACGUCGACUCGUCGGCGGCGGCGGCGCCAGUGAGGAACUCCCAGGCGUUGGUCAGUCCUCCGGACAUAUCGAUUCUGCCCCUGGAGGGGUCAUCGGCGGACGGGAGACAGCGCUUCGAAGGGCAGCCCUUCGCCGAGAGCCCCGUCGUCGGACGCCUAACGCAAUUCCAGGUCCAUUCGCCAGCGCCGCCUAGCGGCCGAUUAUUGUUCCCGCAAAGGAUAUCGUCACUGGAAGCAAUAAAUAAGAGACAAGACGAGCUCUUCAGAGGGACCGCUGGAAAGCAGCGCGAGAUGGUCCUGCCCAAACCCACGAGAAUAUUCCCAAGUGGCCAGACUCCAGACCUGGACCAGUCGCCAUUUCUGAAGAAGAAGAUCCCCAACGGUAAGAAAUCCGCACAGCAGCAGCAGCCUCCCACCAGGGGGGGCGGCGCAAUCAGGUUCCCCAAGCAGAUCAAGAAAUUCAGCUUCGCCCCCCCGACGCAGACGUUUCCAAUAGUGGAGCCCAUCGCCGCCGGGUCGUCCAGGGACGUGGUGUCUUCCUACGCUCUUCCGCCGCCUGGGUCGUCGUCGGCGUUGGCCUUCCAGCAGCAGCAACAGCAGCAGGAGGCCGCCAGAGAGCUGCUUCCGAACCGGCCGACGCGGGAGUCGAGGGGCUUCGUCAGGACCCCUUCGGCAGACGAAAGUGAGACCUUGACCCUCGUGUUCAAGAAAGAGGUCAAACCGAAGAAGGGCGCCAAGCAACCGACUUAUCUUUGGGUUUGGCCUAGAAAGGUCUCCUCCCAGCCUGCGUUCACUAGCCCUGCCAAACAUGCCCUGUAGAAUGUAUUAGUACUGGGACCAAUCGCCCCAUUUUUAUAUAUAUACACGAGAAAAGGUAAUAAUAAUAAUGUGCCUUAAUAUCAGGUUGGUAUUCAUGCGCGAGAAUAUGCUUUAUAAGUAACUGAAUAUUAGAUUGAGUAUUCGUAGGUACUACUCGCAUUUGAGAGGAUAUUUUCCAUAGUCGUAUGUGUAAUGAAAUAUGACAAGAAUGAUUACAAGUAUGAUUACUAAUGAGGACGUAUAGUACACACCCACACACUCACAAACAUACACACAUUAUUUGAUAUCUGAUUUUUAUAUGGAACCAAUCAUACGUA